Molecule: messenger RNA, 1439 nt
Organism: Stegastes partitus (bicolor damselfish)
Lineage: Eukaryota; Metazoa; Chordata; Actinopteri; Pomacentridae
Gene: paqr8
Product: progestin and adipoQ receptor family member VIII
Exons: 2
Coding region: 205-1284 (359 amino acids)
Biological process (GO): response to steroid hormone
Cellular component (GO): plasma membrane
Molecular function (GO): nuclear steroid receptor activity; steroid binding
Source: RefSeq, a predicted model, not a curated record
UCCUCGCUGUUCCUCCGAAACACCUCCUCAUCCAAACAUGCCAUAGUUUAUCCAGAUUUGUGCACUUUUUUUUUUUAUUAAAUCAAACCCUCUAGUGUAUGUAGCCGCUCCGUCUUCACUUUUUUUUCUCAGGGACGCGCGACUCCAGGGGGGGCAACAGGUGUUCUGUCGGUGCAAACAGGGUGUCCUCUCCAUCGCCAAGUCAUGUCUGCUGAUUCCCUGCAGCGGCUCAGCACCUUGACCCUGAGCGUCAAGCACCUCGGCCGCUUCCCUCGCCUCUCAGACCUCAUCCCGUCCUCUCUGCCGUCGCCCAGCCCCACCGUCACCGUCUCCCAGGUCCCCAGCCUCUUCCGAGAGCCCUACAUUCUGUCAGGCUACCGUCCCAUCCGGCAAGACUGGCGCUGCUACCUCUUCAGCAUCUUCCAGCGGCACAACGAGUCCCUGAACGUGUGGACUCACUUGCUGGCCGGUCCUGUGCUGCUGCUUCGUUGGUGGGCCAAUGUCAGCGCCCUGGGGUUCACCCUGGACGCAGCCUUUCUACCUCUGUGCCUCUUCUUGGUGUCGGCGCUCAGCUACCUGUGCCUCAGCGUGGCAGCUCACCUCCUGCAGUCUCACUCCGAACACGCGCACUACUUCUUCUUCUUCCUGGACUAUGUUGGUGUAGCCGUUUACCAGUACGGUUGCUCACUUGGUCAUUAUUUCUACACGUCGGAGCCGGCUUGGAGAGAAAGCGUCGGACUGCUGUUUCUACCCGGAGCCGCCUUCUUUGGGUGGCUCUCCUGCGCCGGCUGCUGUUUUGCCAAGUCCAGGUACAGACGGCCAUAUCCACUGCGGCGUAAAAUCUGCCAGCUGAUCCCCACCAGCCUGGCGUAUCUGCUGGACAUCAGCCCUGUAGUCCACCGCCUGCUUGCCGUCUCCUGGACGCAGGAGCCCUCGCAGCCCUUCCACGCCCUGCAGAUCGCCACCUUCCUGCUGUCCGUCAUCUUCUUCUCCUGCCCCAUCCCCGAGCGCUUCUUCCCAGGCCAGUGUGACUUUGUGGGCCAAGGUCACCAGAUCUUUCACCUGUUUCUGUCCCUGUGUACCGUGUUCCAGCUGGAGGCUCUGUUCCAGGACUACGCCAGGCGGAGGGAUACAGUGGUGGAAGUAUUUGGAGAAAGGCAGCUGUGGUGGGCUUGUGCAUCCUUCCCCGUCUUGUUCAUGUGCUGCCUCCUGACGGCACUGAUCACAAUGAGGCACGUGAACAAGGAUCUGCAGAGUAAACAAGAGAGGGAAAAGUGUUCAUAAAGGGGGUUGAGUUUACAUGUACCAAAUAAUAUUAAUAUAAUACUAAUUAUGAAAUGAAGCCAUCCGUCUAUGGUUUUGUUUAAAAGUUUACCAUCUGUAUGAGAAAAAUAUGAUUACUUAAAAGUAUUUGAACAAUAAAAUAAUGUGAAACUGCU